Molecule: messenger RNA, 936 nt
Organism: Maudiozyma saulgeensis
Lineage: Eukaryota; Fungi; Ascomycota; Saccharomycetes; Saccharomycetales; Saccharomycetaceae
Source: the annotation of a GenBank genome assembly
AUGCCAUAUCCAUAUCCUUAUAAGAUUCAAACUGAGGAACCUCCAUUACAAUAUGAAGAAUUCAAUGGUGCUAAAUUUGGUUAUAUGUUAUGGCCAUCCCAUAUAGAUCCGACUAAACCUAAAGGUCGUGUAUUUUUAGUACAUGGAUUUGGAGAAUAUACUCGAAUUCAAUAUCGAUUAAUGGAUUAUUUAUCGCUUCAAGGAUUUGAGUCAUUUACAUUUGAUCAACGUGGUGCAGGUGUUACCAGUCCCAACAAGACAAAAGGUAUUACUAAUGAAUCACAUACAUUUAAAGAUUUAGAUUUUUUUUUGCAAAAAAAUUUAAAAGAAACUGAAAGUAUGAAUAUACCACUGUAUUUAUGGGGUCAUUCUAUGGGUGGUGGAAUAAUCCUUAAUUAUGCUUGUCAAGGUCAAUAUAAGAAACAAAUAGCUGGUUAUAUUGGGUCCGGACCAUUGAUUGUAUUACAUCCACAUUCUGCACCAAAUAAGAUUACACAAUUUAUUGCACCUGUAUUGGCUAAUUGUUUACCAAAUGUUUGUAUUGAUACGGGAUUAGAUCUUGAUGGUAUUACUAAUGAUCCCGAAUAUAAGAAAUUUUUAGCUAACGAUCCAAUGAGUGUUCCAUUAAAGGGAUCCUUUAGACAAAUUCAAGAUUUUUUGAAACGUGGUAAAAAAUUAUAUGAUAAUAAAGAGAAUUAUAUACAGAGAAAUUAUCCUAUUGAUAUACCUAUUAUCAUCUUCCACGGAGAAGAUGAUACAAUCAAUGAUCCUCAUGGCUCUGAAGUAUUUAUUGAGAAGUGUCCCGCUACUGAUAAGACUUUAAGACUUUUACCUGGUAUGAAGCAUUCAAUAUUUUCGUUAGAAAAAGAGCCUCAAGUCAACGCUGCAUUCAAAGAAUUGGUCACAUGGCUAGAAGAACAUCCCCAAGAAGAAUAA